CUAAUAACAAUGUUAAUUAUUCUCUUCUUAAAGAUGGCGUUUAAAAAAGAGGAGACUGAAGACAUGAAGAUGGAGUUUAUUAAAGAGGAAACUGAAGACAUGAAGAUUGAGUUUAAUAAAGAGGAGUUUGAAGAAAUAAAUAUUGAAGAAACAUUCAGUGUGAAACAUGAAGAUACUGAGGAACAAACAGAUCUAAUGGCACUGAGAGAGGCGAGUCAUGAACUUAAUGAAAGGGAUGAAGAGAAAAUUAUACAUUAUAAUUAUAAUUUAAUGACUAAAGAAAAAUCAACAAAGUUUUCCUUAAAAAAAGGAGCUCAAAAGACUGGAACUAAAAGUUAUUUCACAUGCCAACAGAGUGGAAAGACUUUUGAUCAACAUAGAAACUUUCAAGUCCACUUGAGAGUUCACACUAGAGAGAGAGCCUUCACUUGCCACCAGUGUGGAAAGAGUUUCAUACAUAAAAAUCACCUUAAAGUUCACAUGAGAAUUCAUACUGGAGAAAAGCCUCACACCUGCAAACAAUGUGGAAAGAGUUUCAGUCAAAAAGGAAGCCUUGAAAUCCACAUGAGAAGUCACACUGGAGAAAAGCCUUACACCUGCCAACAGUGUGGAAAGAGUUUCAUUAGAAAUGAAAACCUUAAAGUCCACAUGAGAAUUCAUACUGGAGAAAAGCCGUACACCUGCCAACAGUGUGGAAAGAGUUUCGGUCAAAAAGGACACCUUAUAGACCACAUGAGAAUUCACACUGGAGAAAAGACUUUCACCUGCCAACAGUGUGGAAAGAGUUUCAUUAGAAAUAAAAACCUUAAAGUCCACAUGAGAACUCACACUGGAGAAAAGCCGUACACCUGCACUCUGUGCGGGAAUGGCUUCACAGAGGAACGAAUCCUCAGGCAACACAUGAGAAUUCACACUGGAGAGAGCCCAUUCACCUGCCAACAAUGUGGAAAGAGUUUCAUUAGAAAUGAAAACCUUAAAGUUCACAUGAGAAUUCACACUGGAGAAAAGCCUUACACCUGCCAACUGUGUGGAAAGAGUUUUAAUGAGACAGGAAACCUUAAAAUCCACAUGAGAAUUCACACUGGAGAAAAGCCUUACACCUGCCAACUGUGUGGAAAGAGUUUUAAUGAGACAGGAAACCUUAAAAUCCACAUGAGAAUUCACACUGGAGAAAAGCCUUACACCUGCCAACUGUGUGGAAAAAGUUUCAGUCAAAAAAGACACCUUAUAGUCCACAUGAGAGUUCACACUGGAGAGAGCCCAUUCACCUGCCAACAAUGUGGAAAGAGUUUCAUUAGAAAAGAAAACCUUAAAGUCCACAUGAGAACUCACACUAAAGAAAAACCUCAUACCUGUCAAGAGUGUGGAAAGAGUUUCAGUCAAAAAGGAAACCUUACAGUCCACAUGAGAAUUCACACUGGAGAAAAGCCUUACACCUGCCAACAGUGUGGAAAGAGUUUCGGUCAAAAAAGAAACCUUAUAGUCCACAUGAGAAAUCACACUGGAGAAAAGCCUUAAGCUUUGAUUCAUUAUUUUCUAAAAUCAAAAUAAAAUUGAACAGCUCAAUAUUGUAAUAAAUCAAGGUCAACAUAACAGCCUCUUAAAUGUUAAAAGUGUAAAACGCUUUUAAAAGUUGUUCGCACAUGAUGUCAGUGCUGCACGUGAAAUGCGGUAGGUGGGCAAGGAGUGAUUUUACUAUAUAGGAAUCAAAAUUCCUAUUUUUUGCAUUGUUAUAGUUGCUCAAUGGCCACUAUCAAACCGAGAAACCACAAUGAGCAUUUACCAUUUAUGUAACUUGUAUAGUUUUUUUUUUACUUUUUAAAAUAUCAUUUUGUGUCUGCUGAUAUUGAAAUGAAUAUGGAACCUGCUUACUUUAUUUGUUUUUGACUUGGUGAAAUAUUAACAUUCUUCAUGGUAUCGUUUGCAAGGAAGAGAAGAUAUUUUAUCCCAUUGAAUGAUUAUUUAGUGUUUUCACUUCAGUUUUGUAGAAUUCA
Molecule: messenger RNA, 1994 nt
Organism: Megalobrama amblycephala (Wuchang bream)
Lineage: Eukaryota; Metazoa; Chordata; Actinopteri; Cypriniformes; Xenocyprididae
Product: gastrula zinc finger protein XlCGF57.1-like
Exons: 2
Coding region: 10-1518 (502 amino acids)
Biological process (GO): regulation of transcription by RNA polymerase II
Molecular function (GO): RNA polymerase II cis-regulatory region sequence-specific DNA binding; DNA-binding transcription factor activity, RNA polymerase II-specific
Source: RefSeq, a predicted model, not a curated record